AAAAUAUAGUAUAUAAAAUUAAUGUAAACAAGAAGGUUACAUAGAUUAAAGUUUAUCAAAUCAAUUUGCAAAUUAUAAGAAUAAUGGUUCCAAUAUUCAUAUUCUUCAAAAUUACUUAAAUUGCUUAUCCUUUCUCUUACUUGUAUCUCUCUAAUUUUUCUUGUAUUUGGAGGCUUAGAAUUCUUUCAUUACAUCAAUUAAAAGUUACAUUUCUGUUUAGAAAUAUGUAUUAUUAAAUAUCCAUAAAAAAUACAUAUAGAACGAAAAUAACUUGUUUUUCUUUUUGUUAUGUUUGUAAUAUAUAUAUAUAUAUAUAUAUAUCUUGUGAGUUUUAUCCCACAAUGUCAACUUUUAUAGACAAAAAUAACAUGAAGUAUAUUGAAUUAUAUAAGCUACUUCUAUAUGAAGAUAAAGUUAAAAGAAAGAUAUUUUUGGAAAGGACAUUUUUGUGACGCCCAAAUUUGUUUGGAAAAUAAAUGAGGAAGUGGAUAUAUAGUUGAGUAGAGAGUGGACGGCCAAUUAAUUUAGCAUUUGAAAAAAUGUGCACAGUUGAGAAGCGAGGCAAUUUCUUUAUCCUGACACUGACCGGCGACGACGACCACCGUCUCAGCCCAUCCUUGAUCAAUUCCAUCCUUAAAGCUCUUUCACAAGUCAAGGCACAAGCCUCCCCUGCUUCAGUUCUCAUCACAACUUCCCAUGGCAAAUUCUUCUCAAACGGCUUUGAUCUCCCCUGGGCUCUUUCCGCCGGUUCUGUUUCUGCUGCCCGUCAUCGCUUAAACCACUUAAUUGAGAUCUUCAAGUCCGUCGUUGCCGAACUCAUUUCCCUUCCUAUGCCUACCAUUGCUGCCAUUACAGGACACGCUGCUGCCGCUGGCUUUACAUUGGCACUGAGCCAUGACUAUUUGAUCAUGAGGAGCGAUCGGGGGGUCCUGUACAUGCGGGAGUUGGAUCUGGGUUUAACUCUACCUGAUUACUUUAUGGCUCUGUUUAAGUCCAAGAUAGGCUCCAGUUUGGCUAUGCGCGAUCUGAUCCUGAGGGGGAUGAAAGUGAGAGGUGAAGCAGCAGUGAGAAUGGGCAUCGUGGACUCUGCACACGACGGCGAGGACAGCGUCGUGAACGCUGCAGUGCGGCUUGGGGAGCAGUUGGCGGGGAGAAAUUGGGAUGGGGAAGUCUAUGCUGAAAUCAGGAAGAGUUUGUAUCCUGAGGUCUCUGAGGUGCUUGGGUUACCGGGGAAACCCAUAUCCAUAUCUAAACUAUGAACAAUGAAAGUAAAUAUGGUAUAAAUUUAAGUUCCUGAUACCAAGGCAUAUGUAUUGAUACAAAUGGCUGAGAGAUAUUGGAACCUCAGUCCAGUUCAAUUGUAUGUUCAUAAAUUUCAUAAAGAAAUACACAAUACGAUUCUAUCA
Cucumis sativus (cucumber) is the source of this 1406-nucleotide messenger RNA. Its product is annotated as enoyl-CoA delta isomerase 2, peroxisomal. The record is from RefSeq and is a predicted model, not a curated record. Gene Ontology annotation, molecular function: delta(3)-delta(2)-enoyl-CoA isomerase activity; enoyl-CoA hydratase activity. The coding region runs from base 540 to 1259 and encodes 239 amino acids. NCBI's taxonomy places the organism in Eukaryota, Viridiplantae, Streptophyta, Magnoliopsida, Cucurbitales, Cucurbitaceae. Gene Ontology annotation, cellular component: peroxisome. Gene Ontology annotation, biological process: fatty acid beta-oxidation. The transcript has a single exon.